This is a messenger RNA of Linum tenue, 2164 nucleotides long. NCBI's taxonomy places the organism in Eukaryota, Viridiplantae, Streptophyta, Magnoliopsida, Malpighiales, Linaceae. The record is from the annotation of a GenBank genome assembly.
CACGUGUCGAAACUCGCCGGCAGCACCCUCCCGUCGUCGCUCGACUAUCUCUCUGACUCUCUUCCGGCCACCUAGUUAUCGCCAUCACAUUUCGAUCCACAUUGCCAGCAAAAGAAAGCUCUCCGCCAAACCAAUUGCAGACUCAAUGCACAGAGUGGCUUAAAAAACUCAAAAACAUUGGCGCGUAGCAAUUGACCUAGAGAAGCGAUGCAGAGCAUAUUAUCAUACGCGACGGUCGGCGAAAAUGCGUCGCCGGAGCACGCCGAAGUCGUCCCCAUUACGAUAUUCGUGGCAGUGCUCUGCCUCUGCUUGGUAAUUGGCCAUUUGCUCGAGGAGAAUCGAUGGGUUAACGAGUCCAUCACCGCCAUCUUCAUCGGAGGCGUGACUGGAAUCCUGAUCUUGGUCCUCCGGAAGGGGAAAAGUUCUCACCUUUUGAGGUUCAGUGAGGAGCUCUUCUUCAUUUACCUCCUUCCCCCAAUCAUUUUCAAUGCCGGAUUUCAGGUGAAGAAGAAGCAGUUCUUUCAGAACUUCAUUACCAUUAUGCUGUUUGGAGUUGUUGGGGUUUUCAUCUCAACAGUCAUUAUCUCCCUAGGCAGCUGGUGGCUGUUUCCUAAGCUUGGAUUCGUCGGUCUCACGCCAAGGGAGUACCUCGCUGUAGGGACUAUAUUUUCGGCGACCGAUUCAGUGUGCACCCUGCAGGUUCUUCAGCAAGAUGAAACUCCUUUGCUCUACAGCAUAGUGUUUGGGGAAGGAGUAGUGAACGAUGCAACCUCAGUCGUUCUGUUCAAUGCUAUACAGAAGAUGGAUGUCAGCAAGAUCGACUCGCAAACAAUCCUCAGUGUCGUACGAAGUUUCCUGUACUUGUUCUCCACCAGCACUGCUCUUGGAAUCGGUGUUGGCCUCCUGACUUCACUUGUCCUUAAAACACUCUACUUUGGGAAACACUCGAGCAUACGUGAACUCGCCAUGAUGGUCUUAAUGGCGUAUCUAUCGUACAUGCUCUCCGAGCUGCUGAAGCUAAGUGGGAUUCUCACCGUUUUCUUUUGUGGAAUCGUCAUGUCACAUUAUUCUUGGCACAAUGUGACAGAAAGUUCCAGGAUCACAGCCAGGCAUGUACCACUUCAGGAAGAACAUGUUUUUGCCAUGCUGUCCUUUGUCGCGGAGACGUUCAUAUUUCUCUACGUGGGAAUGGACACUUUUGACAUGGAGAAGUGGAGGAUGACUAAAUUGAGCUUUGGGACUUCCCUUGGGAUCUAUAGCACAAUAGUGUUCCUGAUAUUGGUGGGGCGUGCUGUAUUCGUGUUUCCACUCUCCGCAUUUUCCAACUUCAUGAACAGAAACAAAACAUCCCCACUCACCUUCAAACAACAAACUGUUAUUUGGUGGGCUGGCCUGAUGAGAGGUGCAGUCUCUAUCGCUCUUGCUUUUAAACAGUUCACCUAUUCUGGCGUCACGUUGAAUCCCAUCAAUGCAACAAUGAUCACGAACACCAUCAUCGUCGUUCUCUUCACUACAUUGGUAUUUGGUUUCUUGACGAAACCCCUAGUAAAUUACCUAAUCACACACGGAAUGAGAAACCAGAACAAUCAUGGAGCUGGAGAAGGAGGAGAACAGCCAAGGUCCCCGAAAGACGAUGUGGUGCUUCCUUUGCUGUCCUUCGAUGAAUCUGCUUCGGCUAACAUGCAAAUCGCAAGGGAUAAUUUCUCCAUGUUGAUGGACAGGCCGGUCUACACUAUCCAUCACUACUGGAGGAGGUUUGAUAAUGCCUACAUGAGACCCAUUUUUGGUGGCCCUCGGCACAAUCCAUCAGAAUGCUGAGUUUCUACCACAACUACUACUACUCUCGCUCAAGUCUCGACCAUUUCUCCAUCGAGGAAUACCAGAAUCGCCGGUAGUGGAAUUAGCCCAAGGUUAGGGGAGAAAGGGGUGUGGUUCUUUGACUUGGUGCCUAGAAUAUGCAGGUAGCGAAUUCUAAAUGCAGAGGCCGAGAUUGCCAGAGAAUGUGUAGUCUCAUGGAAGGAAUGGCAGCGAUGCCAAGUUUUGGAAGUUUUGCUGGUGAAAGCUACUGUUUCGAUCUAAAUGUAAAUGAUUUUAGUGAACUCUGCAACAAACAUUUUUAGUGAAAAAUGGACCUUCCUUACUGCAUUAAACGUUGAACUAUGUU